UGUCUGUGAUCACCGGUGACAGUUCUAAUCAAAACAAACGAUUUCGCACGCCGCUCUGCAUGCAGACGCCGUGCAAUUUUUUCGCGAUUCGCAACGCGUGUUCGGUGGCCUGGCGAUGGCCUUCGCAUGCUGUUGAAUUUUGUAAAUAUAGACAAGUUGUAACGCAGCAGCUUACAGUACUACAUUACCCGCGUACCAUCACAUCCUCAUGGUGUUGAUUUAGGAUUUGUGCAGUGUGUGGCCCGCGAGUGUUUCGCCUAUCCCUGGUUCAAUGGCACCCAAAGUGACGGCCUAUGAGCUGAGGCGCGUCGAGUGGCUGGAACGCUUAGACCGAGCCGGCGGUGCCGCUGAGGUCCUGCUGAUAUGCCAGGACAUCUGCAAUCUAGUGGAUCGGCGCACAAGCGCCGACGAGGUUGACCCGGCGGACGUGGCGCCAGGGUCUCCAGGAUGGGGUACCCGUUUGUAUCUAAACAACGAGCUGCUGGUACGGCUCAAAACGGUUAUGGAAAGUCCCAAAAGCACGUUCGGCCAAAGGAAGAUCAUAGCAAAGUCGCUGUUCAAAAUCUACGCUCACAACUGCCGAUACUCGCGGAUGGUUUUCCCGGUGGGAGGCGUACUGCCCAGUGGGACCAUGAUGGCAGAAGAAACGGUGGCCAUCUACGGGCUGAUAUACUCUGGAUUUUUAGCCGUGGCAGGAUCGGAGAACCUGACCGGAAUAGCCGUUCGGAACUUUGAGCUGUUCCAGACGAUGGGCUGUUAUAGUAAGUGCUUGAACACCUUGGCGGAAAAUAUGAUUGCUCUGCAGAAGAUGGACUGCUACGACAAGUUCUUCCGGGAAAGGCAGGACCGGAUAUGGCAUAUCGUGCUGUUGAAUCUGGAGUCACCCUACAAGGGGUCACGAGAGUACGUGCUAGGGAUACUCAAAAAUCUUCUGAACGAUGAUAAGUUUGUCCGGAUGGUUGUCCUUCCGGCUAUACUGAGAUGGAGCUGGCUGAACCGCAAUAAGUUCCAUGUCCUGAUGGCCCUUCUGGGAAGAUAUCGCCUGGAGAGCUUGGAAGAAAUGAGCGGAGAGAGGAUUGAUUUGUACCGAGCCCUAGAACUAUCACUUCAUUAUAAGCAUUUGUUCUCCGGAAGUCAAGGAAUCGUUCGGGUGCUACAGAAGAAACAAGAUGAUCGUGUUUUCGAACUGCAGGUGAAAAUUCUACAAGAUGGAAGCAUUGAGCUGGUUCGCACCAUGAUUAAACAAUGGUUCUCCAACCUUACAGUAGGUGAUUACAGGAAACUCUUCAAAAUGAUGCAACUUGAUCAGUUGAAGAUCGGGGAGAACAGGAAGUUCAUGCCCAGCUAUUUGAAAGACAAUAACUACGUCAAGUUCUUCCAGUACAUGAACCUUUUCAAACGAGAGUUUCAAUCUUCCAAAGAUUUGAACAUUCUCCUAGUGCUGCUGCUACAAAUCUCUGCCGAAACAAGUCUUGACUACAUGUCCAUGUCGCUGCUGAUAGAGACACUGGUGCACCAUAUUACCACUCCAAACGCACACAUCCACCCUUCCACGAGUGUUUUCUACAUCUUCAAGCUGAAAGAGUACAUCCUGCAACAACUGGGAGUUCCUUCUGUUCACGUAUGCAACACCAUCGUCGCCCAGUGCACCAAACUACUGAAUCACAUUGCCUCGCUCUCGCUGGAACGCUACGAAGCCAACGAGGAUGCCUACGGAAUCGUGUCCGAGCUGAUGGGUUCGUCCGUAUUUCACCAACAUCUGCAAAAGCAAUCCACCAGCAACUAUCACGCCGUCAUCACCAGCCUACGCAUGUUCCAAUCGUUCGCCUCGCUGUUUCUGGAGUUCACUCCGAGCUCGCCAUACCGCCUGCAGGAAAAGGAGUCCACGACGGCAGAUCGAACCACCCAUCUACUGCCCGUGGAAUCGGACACCUUCUACGAUAUGAUAUACGGGGUGGAGCAUUUGCUGACUUCCGACUUCGAGGAUGUCAAAAUGAACGUCCUCAAGCUGCUGUAUAACAAAAGCUCCGCCUACCAUUACGGACCGGCACUGCAGGGAAAGCUGUCGCUGAUAUACUCCUAUAGCACCCCUUCGGCCAUACUGGAAGCCAUGACCAGUUUCUACGACGAAGCACACACUGCCCUGCUCACAUCGCUGCGUGACCACGAAAGGGACCUGUUCGCCAUGAUGAAGAACGACUACCAACUGCACACGCACAUCGACAGCAUCAACGAGGCGUUUUUCGGCUACCAGGAAUCUCGCAACCUUCAGAUAUUGGAAGGCAUUAAAGCCUUCCCGGGGAUGCUUCUGCUGGUGAACCGGGUGGUGGAGUUUGUUCUGCGAUCGUUCAACUGUGCCAAAUCGCCGGACGAGAAGGAAAUGAUCGGGUCCAGUUUCGAAAUUAUGGACAACAGUUUCCAGAUGCUGUUGGAUCGAUCGUCGCAACGAUCGACCAAUGUAUCAAUCGACAAGAAAGCAAUGCUCAAAGCCCUGUGGAAGGCAUUGCACUCAUCGGCUGCAUUUCUGGAAAAUUACGCUUACUGGAUUUUGGACAACUACAAGACCCGGUUGGACACCGUGAAACAGUUGUCGAUUUGUCUGCGGACGUUUGUGAUGAUCAUGCUGAAUUGUUGCCAUCGGGGGGCCAUCGAAGCGACUGGGGUUGCCUUUGGGAGGGUGAUCAAGAAGAUUUGUACCUUGAAGGGACGGCUAGUGGUACGGAACGAUCAUCGCAACCGCCAGGCCAAGUCGAUCGUGGAACUAGCGGAGAAAAUAUUCCGAACAUUAAUUAGGCUGGAACUUCAAGGAAACGAUUUCAGGCGUUGCCGGGGAUAUCUAUGGAUGAUUCACAACUUCAUCAAAGGAGACACAGACAACAAUGCCGAGCGAUCAUAUCUGAGGAUCUACAUAGAAGUUAAUCGUCUUCCAUUGUUCCAGUCAGGAAUGAUCGCGGAAGCUACCGAUAAGAUUUCCGUCAUUCAACUGCAUCAGUUGAAUUUGAUGGUACGAGAGGCUACCUUGAACGAAACCAUUCUGGAGUACAUCGAUGACCUGAUGAUCAUUGCGUUGGAGCGAUUCAAAUCAACGGAUUGGCCUAUUCGCAACGCCGCUCUCCAACUGUACUCGUCGAUCGUUACAAAACUAGUCGGACAACGUCAGCAAUGUUCGGACCCGAACUGCGACUGGCUUCCAGUGUAUGUGUCUCUCAACGAGCUGAUCUUCAAACUGGUCAAGGCGAACAAGUACAUUCUGAAGGAGCUACGUUCCACCGACCGGGUUUCCACACCUUUCCUGAUUCUGGUUCUGGAGUUUCUCUCUAAGGUGGAAUAUCGAGUGUACAAUGUUCUGGGACAGAAAUCGAUCAUCGUGGAGUACAGAAGUCUGAUGUGGCGCUACUUGAGACACGAAAACGAUCAAGUUCGAACGCUGGCUGCCACUUGUUUCACACAGCUGCACGAUUUCUACGACGAAAUACCUCGUCUCAUGGAAAACUUGAUCAUCUGCUUCUUCACUGCACGGAGGAACGAAAACUUCCGGUACGGUCUGCUGAAGGUGAUACAGUUCAUGGUGCGCAAGCGGUUGUCCAACGCACGUUUAGUUUUCGGCAAGGAAUUCGAUCGUGAGGAAUACCUCGAGCAAUUGCGGCACCUGGUUACCAAGUAUUGCCCUCUGGAUGAUGGCAUCAGGGCUAGCUAUCGACUGCGGUGCCAUUUGCUCGACCUGUUGCUGUAUCUGGGCUUCAAACGGAUGGAUUCCGUUGUGGUGGAUCAGGUAUUCAACCGGUUGGCACCGAACAACUUCGGCUUGAAUGUGUAUCUGAUGAGAACGAAUGCGCUGUACAACAAGAAUCUGGAGAGUAGCGUACUGAACAGUCAACAACAAGUGAUGGAAUAUGAGGUAGUUAUCGAGGGGGAUGAGAAGGGCGAAGAUUUGGAGGAUGACUAAGCAAUGUACCAUCACAGAACACGAAAUAUAUGACAAU
Messenger RNA from Aedes albopictus (Asian tiger mosquito), 3983 nucleotides. RefSeq lists its product as uncharacterized. The transcript is spliced from 3 exons. Gene Ontology annotation, cellular component: cytosol. The coding region runs from base 272 to 3946 and encodes 1224 amino acids. The record is from RefSeq and is a predicted model, not a curated record. NCBI's taxonomy places the organism in Eukaryota, Metazoa, Arthropoda, Insecta, Diptera, Culicidae. Gene Ontology annotation, biological process: tRNA methylation.